Pungitius pungitius (ninespine stickleback) is the source of this 1449-nucleotide messenger RNA. RefSeq names its product amine sulfotransferase-like. Lineage: Eukaryota; Metazoa; Chordata; Actinopteri; Perciformes; Gasterosteidae. Gene Ontology annotation, cellular component: cytoplasm. The transcript is spliced from 8 exons. Bases 175 to 1083 code for a protein of 302 amino acids. The record is from RefSeq and is a predicted model, not a curated record. Gene Ontology annotation, biological process: sulfation. Gene Ontology annotation, molecular function: sulfotransferase activity.
ACGCCUGCAGUGGGGCCGAUAAAGCAGAGCGCGCGUGCACCUGGUUGUGGAGAAGGAUCGUGCCUCACGCACUGGACGCCGCUGCUCGUGCGUCAGACUGCGGAGCCGCCGGAGCAGCCACAUCUGUGAGCAUCCAAUCAGUGCCUAGCGGCUUCGGCCGCUCCACCAAUCAGGAUGCAGGAGAUCAUGGAAGUAAGUGAUGGCAAGAAUCAUGGCCUAAUGUCACACAGAGGCUUCAUGCUGAUCAAAGGCAUUCAUGAUCCAGAUGAGGUGGACAUGAUUCGUAACUUGGAGAUAAAGGAAUCUGACGUGUUGGUCGUCACGUACCCCAAAUCAGGGACCAUCUGGAUGCAACAGAUCCUGCUGCUGCUUGAGGCAAAGGGAGAUCUGACUGCCAUCAACAAGCACAGCACAUUCUCCAACGGUGAAUUGGUCCCCUGGAUCGAGGUGAAGGGCUACAUAGAGGCGUUUAUCAAGGCUCAGCCGCCACGGAUGAGAGUCAGCCAUCUGCCGUUCUCGUUAUUGCCUUCAGCGCUGAGCCAGAAGAAAGGAAAGGUGAUCUACGUGGCAAGAAAUCCCAAAGAUGUCCUCGUCUCUUACUUCCACUUCCAUAAGGUUGCAAACAUGUUGGAAACGCCAACGGACUUCGACAACUUCUUUGAGAAAUUCAUGAGAGGAGAUGUAUUUGGUUCCAGCUGGUUUGAGCACAUUAAGAUGUGGUACCUGCACAAGGAUGAUCUAAACAUGCUGUUUCUCACAUACGAGGAGAUGAUUAAAGACCUGCAUUCCGCAGUGGAGAGGAUCGCCUUGUUCCUGGGUUCAGAGGUGACCGACGAGCAGCUGGCCGACGUAGUGAAACACUCUACUUUCAACAACAUGAAGAAGAUCCCACAGGCCAACUACGAGCGAGUACCAAGUCACCUGCUCAGUCACCAAAAGGGGAUGUUCAUGAGGAAAGGCACCAUCGGCGACUGGAAGAAUCACUUCACUGUGGCCCAGAACGAGAGGUUUGACGACACCUUCCGCAGAGAGAUGGAGGGCAUUCCUCUGGAUUUUAUCUGGGACAUCAAAGACAUCGUGUGAUCGGUUGUCUGUCGCGUGACACUAAGAAGUAAAGGGUUGCCACUUCAUGAACACACGGCUCUGCAGGAAUAAAUACCCCCCCCCCCCCUUUCAUUUCCGUCAGCGUCCCUGUGGGGAUAGAGGCUCUGCUUCCCUGCAGUUUUCCGGUGUUUCCCUUCAUCUCAGACGUGUGUUGAUUCCCAUUCAUUUUAGUUUUUUUUGAAUAUCUAUGCAAAGCAGCACUGAGGACAGAACCUGUUUGGUUUUAAAUGGUAGACUUCACAGAUCAAAUGCUGUGAGUCUAGUUCUCAUGUAAAAAUAGUACUCCAAGCUUUACCAGACUAGCCUGGUUCCUGUAAACCUGUAUGGGGGGGGGGGGGGGGGGGA